Messenger RNA from Humulus lupulus (European hop), 1795 nucleotides. RefSeq names its product NAC domain-containing protein 73-like. The record is from RefSeq and is a predicted model, not a curated record. The transcript is spliced from 3 exons. Lineage: Eukaryota; Viridiplantae; Streptophyta; Magnoliopsida; Rosales; Cannabaceae. Gene Ontology annotation, molecular function: transcription cis-regulatory region binding; DNA-binding transcription factor activity. Gene Ontology annotation, biological process: regulation of DNA-templated transcription. The coding region runs from base 334 to 1380 and encodes 348 amino acids. Gene Ontology annotation, cellular component: nucleus.
CUUAUCACGUACUAUUAUCAUCAAAGAGAAGAAAAAAAAGAAAAAAAAUCAGUGAAAAAAAUAAUAAAGUGUGGAAGAAUUAAAUUCCUUUCUUCUCAUCAUCUUAUAAUACACAGAUCGAUCGAGUUAUAUUAGAACUAUAGGCCAAAAAAAAGACCAAGUCUUCGUGAUAAACGUGUGCCCCAAAAGUGUUCGACUCACCAAGACACAUAUAUAGAUAUUCCUUUACGUUUUACCCAAUUUGGCUCUUGAUUUGGGGUUGUUUUUUUUUCUUAUAACAGAGAAAAAUUGGAGCUUUGGGAUGAAAAACUGAUCAGAAUUGAGAUCAUCAUCAUGACAUGGUGCGACGAAUCAGAAGAGGAGAGAUCCAAUAUUCAGAUAAUCACAGCAGCAACAACAACAACUACUGAUGUUUCUGUUAUGACUAAUAAUAGUAAUAAUACCAACCAGUCAAGAAGUGUUAUAAUAUGUCCAUCUUGUGGUCACCAUAUACAAUUCCAAGACCAGGCGGGUAUUCAUGAUUUGCCGGGAUUACCAGCCGGAGUGAAGUUUGAUCCGACGGACCAUGAAAUACUCGAACAUUUAGAGGCAAAAGUUCACUCAGAUUCCGGUAAGCUUCAUCCACUCAUAGAUGAGUUCAUACCAACACUUGAAGGAGAAAAUGGAAUUUGCUACACUCACCCAGAAAAGCUUCCAGGAGUAAGCAAAGAUGGGCAAAUUCGCCACUUCUUCCAUCGACCUUCGAAGGCCUACACAACAGGCACAAGAAAACGUAGGAAGGUUAACACAGACGAAGAUGGAAGCGAAACUAGAUGGCAUAAAACAGGUAAAACAAGGCCAGUAUUCGUCGGUGGAGGAGUGAAGGGUUUCAAAAAGAUCUUAGUUCUAUACACCAACUAUGGUAGGCAAAGGAAGCCUGAAAAAACUAAUUGGGUUAUGCACCAAUACCAUUUGGGGAAUAAUGAGGAAGAGAAAGAUGGAGAGUUAGUUGCCUCAAAAGUUUUCUACCAAACACAGCCUAGACAAUGUGGAUCGUCAUCAUUGAUCAUCAAAGACCAAUCAAUAAUAUUUGAUCAUACAACAACAAGUACUACCACUACUACUUCGAUGAAUAUGAGAAGUAGUAGUGGAUUCGAAGACGAUGAUGAUGAUCAUGGUCAUAAUCAUAAUCAUUAUCAUCUAGCAAAGAAUUCUACUCUUCAUCAAGUUGGUCAGUAUAAUAAUUAUAGUAUUCCUAAUCCUUUCCUUAAUUAUGAUGAUGAAGGGUCCCAUAAUAGAGAGAGCCCACCACAGCUAAUCCCAAAUUUGGUUGUCCAAGGUGAUGGGUCUUCGUUUAUUCAUCGAUUAACCACAGAUGCAAGCAAAGGAAAGCUGUCUUGAUCAAUAAUACAUAUACAUAUAUAGAUGAAAAAGCUUUAUUUGGUAGGGUAUAUAUAUAUAACUAUGAAUGACAGUCAUGACUUUUUCUGGUUGUUGGUAUUGUUGUUGUGUAACAGUCAAUCGAAUAAAUUAUGGUCAUAUAUUGUAAGAUAUAUAUUUGAAGUUUUGAUGGGAAAAAGAAGAAAGGAUAUAUGAUCAGAAGAAGAAUAUGGGUUGGUGCAUGAUAAUAUGGGCGUACACACCUGACUUUAUUUUAUAGGAGUGUAAAGAUAAGUAGUAGUCUUUUAGGGUUUUUAGUUAUUCAUGAAUAUUAAUCAUAUGUUCAUAUAUAUAUAUAUACAUAUAUAUAUGGUAUACCAUUGUUUAAGCAAUUUUUGACUUAAUAAAUAUGAAAGCAUGUUAUAUAUGGUUGCUA